Molecule: messenger RNA, 2475 nt
Organism: Xiphophorus couchianus (Monterrey platyfish)
Lineage: Eukaryota; Metazoa; Chordata; Actinopteri; Cyprinodontiformes; Poeciliidae
Exons: 3
Coding region: 317-1765 (482 amino acids)
Source: RefSeq, a predicted model, not a curated record
AAUUUCUCUGACGCACCAGUGCGUGCAUUCGUCAAUGAAAGUCAUGGAAACGACGUUAGCGUUGUCAACACUAUAAAAGACGCUGACCUUCUGAAUUCUUCCCCCUUUGCGACGGGACUUUUGAGAGAGACGCCUGAAGGAGCCUUUAAAGCCUCGGACGGUUUGAGCUUGUCGAGAAGUCUGCUGUGCAAAACUUGCUAAAGAAGCACUUGCUGAAAUACGCACUUGCUGAAGAAGCCCGUGGAUAACAAACCUGCGAAAGACGGUUCCUGGCCAGGAGAAGCACCAGCAGGGUGAACAUCUGGAAGCCCAUACCAUGGCGCUUCCAGCAGAUGGAUCCCCAAUGUUGGAGGGACAUCCUGAUAAUGGUAAGGAACAAGGUAAGUUGUGGUUAAAUGAAGCCGACACGGUUUCUGAAGACCAUGGAGAGGAGUUGAGGUAUAGUUCAUCUCCGCAGUUUGUGGACUGUUCUACCAGCUCCUGUGAUAGCAAUAUUACCAGCUCCAGUGGUAGCUCUACUACCAGCUCCAGUGGUAGCUCUACUACCAGCUCCAGUGGUAGCUCUACUACCAGCUCGAGCGAAGACGAGGUAGGUAAUGGAGACCAGGACUUUAAAUCUCGAUUUCGGGUUGUCCAGGUCCUUGGACCAAACAUUAAAUUUCUGUGGGGCAUAGGAGUACUUGAAGAGGCAUUGAAACUUCUGAAAUCGACGGUUGAUCUGCUGGACUCCGGUGACAGUAGUCUGGCUGAUGUUGCGUCACAGCUGCCUGAGAUUCUUCCCCCAAAUUUCAGAUACAUACAAGACAUUGGGGUGGCUCGGAAGCCCAAAGAAGACAUGGCUCCUUGUACUUCACAGGAAGAGCCCAUUUUGCAUCUUGAGAAGUCCAGGAGAACAACGAAGAAGGUGGAUGCUGCGAAGGAGGACAACCCACCAUCAAAACCUAGUCAUCAGGUAGGUUUGAAAGAGGACGCGGCUCAUGUGACAUCUGUGACCAGGGACAGUGUUGCUGAAGUGAAGCUCCCAGCCAAGAGGCCUAGGGACACUGUUGCUGAAGAGGAGCUUGCCGCCAAGAGGACCAAGUAUAGUGUCCCGUCCGAUGAUGAAGAUCCCAUUGUGUUACCACCUGUCCUCAGUCUCUCACCUUGGAAGUCGUGUGAGGAUCCUGGAUUGCCAUUCCCCAUCCUCAGUCCCUCAACAUUGAUGCACUAUGAAGAUCCCAUUCUGUCACCCUGCGUUUUCAGCCCUUCACCAUCAACACACUAUGAUCAAGAGGAGCUGGCCGCCAAGAAGACCAAGUAUAGUGUCCUGUCCUUUCCCUAUGAUGAAGAUGCCUUUGUGUUACCACCUGUCCUCAGUCUCUCACCUUGGACAUCAUGUGAAUAUCCUAUUUUGUCAUCCCCCGUCCUCAGUCCCUCGUGUAUAAUGGCACGUAAAAGUCCUGUUUUUUCAUCCCCCGUCCCCGUCCUCAGUCCCUCAACAUUGAUGCAGUAUGAAGAUCCCAUUUUGUCACCCAGUGUUUCCAGUCUCCCACCAACGAUGCUAUAUGAGGAUCCCAUUCUGUCUCCCCGCAUUUUCAGUCCUUCACCAUCAACACGCUGUGAUAGUCCAACUUUGUCACCCUCUAGCUUCUGUUCCUGGUUGGAGGCUGAACUGGACACAGAAGAGGCAGCAAUACCUUCAACAUCUAGUGGAAUUACAGCAAGAGAGAGUUCCAGAAACGUUUGGUUUAGACCUCACUGCGUCUUGUCAAGUGAUUCUGAUUAGAUUGGGAUCCGUAAAAACUGAAGACCUAUUUGGGAAGUCACAUUAGGACAUCAUCAUUUCUCUCAUGUUUUUUAUUAAAGCCAAUGGGUUUCUAGCAAGCCUGUGGACGCCUUAGGUAGCGCCUUGCACCAGGGCUUUUCUUUAUCCCGUUGCUAGAUUUAGUAUUUUAGAUGUUAAGGAUUCUGACAGGACUGAGGAAGCCUUAGGUAGCGCCUUGCACCAGGGCUUUUCUUUAUCCCGCUGCUAGAUUUAGUAUUUUAGAUUAUAAGGAUUCUGACAGGACUGAGGAAGUCUUAGGUAGCGCCUUGCACCAGGGCUUUUCAUUAUCCCGCUGCUAGAUUUAGUAUUUUAGAUUAUAAGGAUUCUGACAGGACUGAGGAAGUCUUAGGUAGCGCCUUGCACCAGGGCUUUUCUUCAUCUUUGUGUUUUCCUCUCAACUCCCCCAUGUUUCAAGGUGUAAUAGUGAUGCUUCCCUACACGCUGCUCUCCAAUAUAGUGAAUUAUUCUGUCCUGUUUCUCUACUAAUCCAGUCUCCCAGUUUUUAAUCUUUCAGGUUUUAGCUGCUCAUCGCUGGAUCCUUUCAUCGUUGUCCAUGUGGUUCCUGCCUUCUGGAUCCCUUGUUUUUCACACUGCUUGUUGGAUCUCGUCAGCCUGUAAAUCUCCACCUUCAUCACCACCAGUCAGAUGGAGGAAGAUAAGAGAACCCAGUU